AUGCUUCAUGAGAUCGACUGCUGCAAAUUGAAACUCGAUAAUGCCCGCCAUUCAAGAAUUCGAGGUGGAGUGUUGAGCAUCCACUCAAACGAAAUUGUACAGUUUCAACGUACCCAUGGGCCAUGGAUUUUAACCCAUUUUGAAGAUUCUCUUUUUGAUAGCUGUGAGCCUACUACUAAGCUGAGGCCCCAGGAUGAGAAUGAGCAGCAGAAUUUCGGAGAAGAUCCUGAAUUCGCCGCAAUUAUUGCCGCUGAAGUCCAAAAAGCCGGGUUUGACUCUUCCCUCGUGGUUAAUGACCCCAAGUACCAUACCCGUACUUCGCGUCCCGAAUCAGAAGAUGAAAGAGAUUUCUCUCCUCGCUCAAAAUGGACUGAAAAGCAAAGCCAGCGGCGCGAUGUCAGUCCUGGCGAUUCCGUUUCACAAGCUACUCGUCGUCGAGGCCGAAAUCACGACGCCGAAUACAACAGCGACGAUGAAGACUACUACCCCAGAGAAACACGAGACCAAGAUCACCCCUACCAUCGUCGACACCUGGCAGAAGGCGCUUUGGUUGAAGUUGGUGCCGCGGAGCUACUACGUGCCCACCGCAAGCGUGAAGGCGAAGAGGUUAGUCAUGAUAUGAGCCACGCUAUACCCCUCAGAACAGAUGACUUUCGAAGCUUGAUGCUACGAUGGACAACGCUUGACAAAAGUGAACUUGACCAGCUGGAUUUCUUUUCCACAUUUGAUGUCCCGAACGUGUCAUCCUUUGAAGUACAUUGUACUUCAUAA
Molecule: messenger RNA, 771 nt
Organism: Penicillium malachiteum
Lineage: Eukaryota; Fungi; Ascomycota; Eurotiomycetes; Eurotiales; Aspergillaceae
Exons: 2
Coding region: 1-771 (256 amino acids)
Source: RefSeq, a predicted model, not a curated record